Molecule: messenger RNA, 927 nt
Organism: Alternaria alternata
Lineage: Eukaryota; Fungi; Ascomycota; Dothideomycetes; Pleosporales; Pleosporaceae
Product: ankyrin
Exons: 1
Coding region: 227-772 (181 amino acids)
Molecular function (GO): protein binding
Source: RefSeq, a predicted model, not a curated record
ACUAGCGCGUUUCCUGCUCGGAAAGCGCGACCGGGAUCAAUUUCGUCAUUGACGCUCGAGAGAUGGUUAAUGGCGCCUUUACUCUUACUGAGCGUCUGCGCUCUAGAUUUUCACCAUGUAAAUCACGAUAUCAGCAGGCGGUCUGCCAUCAACACUAAUUCAAAGCAACAUCUUCAUCUGCUUCACUUUACGCCGUAUAGUCGCAUCACCAAAGAGUGAAUAGAAGAUGCCGUCCUACGAAGAAUCAUAUGGCCAACAGGCCUCUCAAGCAGCAGUCACAGGUACAGGCGCAACCGAUACCGACGGUGCCGUCCAAGCCCCACCUGACUCCAGAUCCCCCUCUGAACUCCCACCUGCUGCCCUCGACUUAGCAGCGCGCCUCUUCGACCUCGCCCGCAGUGGGGACACAUCUACCCUUUCCCAAUACGUCAGCGCCGGCAUCCCCAAGAACCUCACCAAUGCAUCCGGCGACACACUUCUCAUGCUGGCAUCGUACCACGGUAAUCCCGAGACUGCAAAGAUGCUCUUAGAUAGCGGCGCCGACGCGAAUGUGUUGAACGGGAGAGGUCAGAGUCCUAUUGCGGGCGCGGUGUUCAAGGGAUAUGACGACGUUGUUAGAGUGUUGUAUGAGGGGGGAGCGGAUGUAGAAAAGGGGCAACCGAAUGCUGUAGAUUGCGCGAGGAUGUUCAAGAGAGGAAACUGCUUGAAGCUAUUUGGGGUGGAAGAGGGGGAAGGCACCGUGGUAGACGUGGAUGCACACGCGACGUCGUAGUGUAGAGAUCCUCCAUGUCAACGUCUUGAUGAUAUGAGGGAGGUUUUCCUGUAAGCCAACGAACGAUGCAACAACGACCAGAGAGUAUAUAUGUAUUACUACGGAAGAUAAAUUCCAAGCAUAAAACUACGAAAUCCAGCACAAAACUGUUCAGU